This is a messenger RNA of Siniperca chuatsi (mandarin fish), 3418 nucleotides long. RefSeq names its product B2 bradykinin receptor-like. The transcript has a single exon. Gene Ontology annotation, molecular function: bradykinin receptor activity. Gene Ontology annotation, biological process: vasoconstriction; neutrophil chemotaxis; immune response. The record is from RefSeq and is a predicted model, not a curated record. Gene Ontology annotation, cellular component: membrane. Lineage: Eukaryota; Metazoa; Chordata; Actinopteri; Centrarchiformes; Sinipercidae. Bases 1139 to 2167 code for a protein of 342 amino acids.
UUUGACUUGUGUACUUUUUGGAUCAAAAUUGUGCUUACAAAAAAGAAGGAAUUUUAAGUUUUAUUUAUUUUUUCUGCAGUGACAGUGUCCCCUACUGUACAUUAUCAUUCUCCAUUUUUUGGUUCCGAUUGACAAUUGACACUUUCCGCACUUUGUCCGUUUCUCUGAGUGUCACCCUUUCACUCGAAUCAUGACACAGAACUUAGGUCACAGGACAAUAUGUUACUGUGAGUGUUGACAACUGAACCAGUGAAAGGAUGAACACAACAAUGAGUGUGCAGGAGCUGCUGAUGACUCCGCAGGAGUUGAUGUAACAUGAACAAAGAGUAUCGCCAAAAAGAUAGGACCUGAGCCAUACAACCUCCUCUCCACCAUAGAACCUUGAAGAGGACAGACUACACAAACAUACGACCCAAAACUUAAGAACACCAUUCACACAGAUAGGAGAAAGAAACAUACACAGAGGGAGAGAGAGAGACCAGAGUAUUUCCUGGAGGACGAAGAUCCAGAGAGAUAGGCACAAAGCUGUGCACAAACAAACAGAGGGUCAGAGACAUCUGUGUAAGUUGACAGUGUGUCUCCUAGUAAAGCAGGCCCUCAAAUGUCAGUCAACAGCUGCCAUGAGAAACACCUCGCCAGACGCCUUCAUUCUAUUCUAUUCUCUUGAAAAAUGGGAGCAUUUGCACAAUAGCUGCGGUAUCAUCUUGGUUUAUAUAUCCAGAAUUCAAGCUUCAGUUGGACUUAAUAUAUAAAUUCUCAUUGUGUGUAUGCAAUCAUACUGUAUGUGUUUGUAAGUCCAUGCAGGUAUGAAUGUGUGGCCCAGGUCCUUUUCAAUCACAGAUACUCCAUACAGUAUCUGUUGCUGAGACUCCCCUUUUUGAUGAUGGCAUGUGUGUGCUCGAACUGAUAAACCACCAUUAUCCACACUCCAUUAGAUCUAUUAUCCCUUCACACUUUGGAACUCAACUCAUGACGUGAAGGUAGCACCACAUACAUUAAAACUGUGUUGACACAAUUAAAAGGUUUUACUGGUAUGCUGUAUGUAUUACUUUUGAACACACCCUUAUUUUUCCUCUAAAAUCACUGUUACUGUGCAACAGCUUUCACAGUGAUCCACAAUUCAGCAGGUUGGUUACUUAUGGAGAGUGCCGAAAGAGCAGAGCUUGUCUGCAAUCAAACAGAUGCAUGGGACUGGGUUUACACCAUUCAGCCUGCGUACAUGUCCAUCAUCUGUCUCCUUGGAGUGAUUGGCAACUCCUUUGUGCUUUGUGUGUUCUGUCUCCAGAAGCGGCGCAGCUCUGUGGCCGACAUCUACCUGAGCAACCUGGCAGCAGCUGAUCUCCUCAUGGUUUCCUGCCUGCCGUUCUGGGUAGCAACCAUUAUCAACAAGUUCCACUGGAGGUUUGGGGAGCCCAUGUGCCAGCUUAUCAACAUUGUCAUUGGGAUGAAUUAUUAUUGCAGUGUGCUAUUCCUUACGCUUGUGAGCGUGGACAGAUACCUGGCCCUCACUAGACCCCUAACCCAGGGAUGGGAGAGACGGGCCUUCUGGGCACGUGGGAUUUGCUUCAGUAUCUGGAUUGCUGGGAUCUUGCUCAGCUUACCUGCUAUCCUCUUCCGCUCCGUCCAGUUCUUCCCUCAUCUGGGCAUUGACGCAUGCUACGUAAAGUAUCCCCAUGAAGGCUGGAGACUGCGCUACAAUAUGACUGUCAGCAUAGUAGGCUUCCUUAUCCCUGUUCCCAUUGUAUCCUUCUGUAGUUAUCACAUUACUAAAGUCCUUCGGACCAGCCAGAAGAUGAGAAAAGGCAGCAGAGGAAGUGUCGAAGGGAAGGCAGCGUACCUUGUACUUAUUGUUCUGGCUGUGUUCAUUCUAUGCUGGCUACCGUACCAGAUUCUGAUCUUCUUGGACACCUUGGAUCAUUAUGAGGUCAUUUCUGGAUGUACAUGGGCGUACGUGUUGGACAUUGGCAACCAGUUAGCUACUUACCUUGGCUAUAGUAACAGCUCAUUGAAUCCUUUCCUGUAUGUGAUUGUGGGGAAGCGCUUUAAGCAGAGGGCGAGGGAAGUGUUUAGACUUGUGCUGUGCAGGAAGAAACAGCAGUGGGGCAAGUCUGGUCAUUUCAAUGUCAACCUUAACUCAACUAAACAAACUGAGAGUACUGAAAUCUAAAUCUAUCUACAAAGAAAAGUUUGACCAAAAACAGCAGUUAAGGAAAUCAAUUCAUUUAACAUGCACUUAGUGUAUUUUGUGAAGACAUACCAUUAUACAGUCACUUAUUAACCUAUUGCCACUUAAAGGAAUAGUUUGACAUUUUGGGAAAUACGCUUAUUCGCUUUCUUGCUAAGAGUUAGAUAAGAAGAUUGAUGCCACUAUCAUGUCUGCUACAGCCAACAGCCAGUUAGCUUAGCUUAGCAUAAAGACUGGCAAGAAGUGGAAACAGCUAGGCUGGCUCUGUCCUAAGGUAACAAAUUUUGCCUACCAGCACGUCUAAAGCUUACUUAUCAACACAUUAUAUCUCAUGUGGUAAUCCAUUCAAAAUCUGAUAAACAGUCUGGCUCAUAAUCCUUACUUAAAACCAUAAUUUGUUGUUUUUCCACUUUGUUUUUUGUACGAAUUAAACAAAUAUAGAUAUGAUGUGUUGAUUAGUGAUCUUAGAGGUGCCAGCUGUCUCCCCGUUUCCAGUCUUUAUGCUAAAGUAAGCUAACCAGCUUCAUAUUUACCGUAAUGAUAUCAAUCUUCUUAUCUAACUCUCGGCAAGAAAGAGAAAAAUGUUGCUUAUUGAAAACUUUUGCAAGUCAUCUGUUGUAAUGCAAAAGCAAUUUUGGCUUUCUUUAUUUGGACUUUUGGACUGAUAUUUAUGGGUCAGGGUGUAUUAAAGUGUAUAUUAAAUUAUAGAUGCAAGGUCAUAAAAAUUUAAAGUCAAGUAUUUUAUGUGAAAUUAUGCAGCUCCAUGUUUUUGUGAACUAUCUGUUUGCCAUUAUAUUGUGUUUGUCAAUCUUGAACUUGAUGCCAUAUUUUAUUACUUUAAACAGUAUUUUCCUUUCAGGGCUGUUCCAUUUGUGUUCUUUUUGCUAAACAAAGCCAAGGUUGGCUGUCUUAACAAAGCAUAAUUUGGUGCCAUUUUUACAGGUGUUAUCUGAGGCUGUGCUUUCUAUUUUUAUAGUAACUAUCAGGAAGCUGUUGUGUGUUGUUUUUCUUGAAUGACUAAACAUGUUGAAACUGGUUCUUACUCGAACAGAUGAAAAAAAUAUUUGUGUAGUGAUGAAUACAUCAUGUUUUUGUUUUGUAGUACUGUCUGUUUAGAGUGAAAUAGAACUUCUGCACAAUCAAUAUAACUGAAACUUGGAGUAAAACAAAUAUCAACCACAAACAUAAUACAACAAUGUAUGACUGUUGCUGUCUUCAAUAAAGUAUCAUCUA